ACCUCAUUUCGCACAUUCAGGGGGAGGGAGUGCCUGUUACAGGAGCAGACAGAUAAGCGUUCAUAUUCAGAGCCUGUCCCAGUCACCCAGGCUCUCUCUCUCUCUCUCACGCACACCCACACUCUGUCACGGAGUUACUGUGCUCUGACUCGCUCACUCUCUUCUGGAGUGCCUCACCGUGAAGGCGGCUCCCAGUCACUCGGCUUGUCUUGUUUUACAGCCUCAGCCCCUGGUUCCUGUCUCUUCACCGGACCAACAGCCUCCAGAACGAGAAAGAGCCUCUUCGCCACAAGGACUUAUUCUGCUACCAAACCCCAACAAGUUUGUGGAGGAACAGGGCUCGGUGGACAUGCUGCCGGGGUCUUUCUGGAUGUCUGCUAUCCUUUGUAUCUGUCAAGUCGGUGGGACAUAUGGAUUCUACAGACAGCACAACAAUAUCUGUGACAAUUUGGAUUGGUCAUACACCGGUCACUUAAAUCAGAAUAACUGGGUGAAGAAAUAUCCAAUUUGCUCCGGUCCUAAACAAUCCCCCAUCAAUAUUGAAGAUGGUUUUACUCAAGUCAACAUAAAUUUCCGAAAACUACAGUUUGAAGGCUGGGAACAUGAAUCCAGUGGAAAUACAGUCAUUCACAACAAUGGGAAAACAGUGGAAAUGAAUUUGACAGAUGAAUAUUACAUCAGUGGUGGUGGCAUGAAGUCCAGGUAUAAAGCAGGCAAGAUAAUGUUCCACUGGGGCAAGUGUAAUGCAACAGAUGGAUCAGAACAUAAAAUAGAUGGACAAAAAUUUCCAUUGGAGAUGCAGAUCUUCUGCUUUGAGUCAAAUCUUUUUGAAAGCUUUGAGGAGGCGGUGCAAGGACAAGGCAGUCUCAAAGUUCUGUCUGUCUUAUUUGAGAUUGGUCCAGAGGAUAAUAUGGAUUAUGAAAAUGUCAUACGUGGCGUGGAAACAGUUAGUCGAUGCGGAAAACGGGCUCUGGUGGAACCAUUCAUUUUACUGAAUCUUCUUCCAAACUCCACGGAUAAAUAUUACAGUUAUAACGGCUCCCUUACUAUACCUCCCUGUACAGAAACUGUCCAAUGGAUUGUUUUUAAAGAAACUGUUCCCAUUUCUGAAACUCAGCUGGCAGUUUUCUGUGAGGUGCUGACCAUGCAAAAGUCUGGCUAUGCUAUGUUAAUCGAUUACCUCCAGAACAACUACAGGGAGCAGCAGUACCAAUUCAUUGGACAGGUCUUCUCCUCCUAUUCAGGCACAGAAGAGAUUCAUGAGCCAGUUUGCAGUUCUGAACCUGAAGGCCUUCAAGCCGACCCAAGGAAUAAUGCCUCUUUACUUGUUCUGUGGCAAAGACCGAGAGUGGUUUAUAGUGCUGUCCUGGAGAGAUAUGCAGUGUUCCAUCAGCAAUUGGAUGGAGAAGACCAGACCAAACACCAGUUCCUGACAGAUGGGGAUCAAGACAUGGGAGCCAUUCUCAGAAAUUUAUUGCCAAACACAAGUUAUGUUGUCCAAGUGGUUGCUAUAUGCUCCGAUGGUUUGCGCGGGAAGUACAGUGACCGACUAAUUGUGGACAUGCCUAUGGAAUUUGAAGACCCAGAUUUUGGUGCCCUUUUCAAUUUUAAUGACACAUUUGAUGAUGCAGAGCCAACAGAAAGUAAUCCAGGGCAAUCAGGACCAAUUUUACUUGAAACUCACACAACGUCAGUAUUUAAUCAUAAAUGGAAUGAGAAGAGCGUGGAAGCUGAAAAUGAGAAAUCCAUAUCCAUCAAAGACAAAGAACAGAAUGCAAAUGCUGUUCCUAAUGAAAAGUAUUUUGUCAAGGGAAAUGAGGAAAUAACCACAAAGGUUGCCAUUCCUGAUAUUCUUUAUACCCCCUCCUUCUCUGCGGUUGGAACAAUAUCCAAGGAGAUACGUACUGCACUUCCCCAUGAAACCAUGAUGAUCUCUUCCAUAGCUGAGGACUCAGAUGAUUCUUCAGCGGUGGGACCCCUGGAAUUGGAUGAAAUUUUCACCAUCACCCACCAAGCAAGAAUUCCAGCCACGUCCAAAGAAACCCCGCACUUCAGUACUGCGACGGGAUCUGACAAUAUAUUCAGUGUACCCACCAUUGGCACCAGAAAUAUUCCUCGGGCUGUAACGCCUGAAGAUGGCCUCACAAGUAAUUCAACUCCCAAUUUGUUGCCUGAAACAAUGAUUGUUAUACCUCGGAUGGAUUCUGGUAAAGAGCAAAUGACAUCAGCCAGUGAAAGAACUAGUUCCCAAGAGCUCAGCACUGUUCCUGAUUCUGUCACUUCUGCAGCAACAGUCCACCCAGAUAUGGUAACCUCUUCCACCAACAAUGUACUUGCAUCUCGUGAGAUGUUUUCUGAAACUCUUCUUCCUCCUGACCAAGAGAUAUACCUCCGUAAUACUCCAGAUUCCAUUGACAAAUUAAAUACCUUGCGUAAAGAGAAGGAAAUCCAAGCUACCUCUCCUUACUCUACUGGUGAGAUGGUGUUUCAAACUACCACUGUGCCCUCAAACAGCGAAGUGUCCUUUCAUGCUACCUCUGCUUAUACCCAUGGUGAAGUACUGCUGCAGCCUACUCCCUCCUUAUUCAGUGCAUCUUUUUAUCAAUCUUCUGCUUCUGCUGAUAGUGAAGUGUUUUUUCAAAUGACAAGUCCUUUAUCGACCGACUCAAUGUCUCUGUGUGUGACCUUUGAUUCCCCUGCUCAUGAGACAUUUCCUCCUUCUGCCCAUAUUUUUCCUAGUAGUCAAAUGUUGCUUCAAGCUACUUCUGUUGCUUCUUAUGAUGAAGUGGGACCAUCUGGUUCAUCUCUACCAGCCAGUAUUGAUGUUCAAGCUACCCUUCCUUUAGCUAGCAAUGUGGUGUCUCUUCAUACUACCCCUGCUUCCUCCUCUACUGAGAAACUCCCUAAUGACCUUCAGAGCUCCUCUGAAAUUCCAGCAUUACUCAAUGUGACUUCUGCUGCAUCUAGCAGUGAGCUGGUGCUGCAUACCACUACUGCAACUUCUGUUGGUGACCUGUUGUUUGAAUCUGCCCUUCCUUUACCCAGUGGUGUGAUGUCUCUUCAAACUUACCCUAGUUCUAAAGAUAAUGAGAUAUUUCUUCAUGUUACUUCUGCUCUUUCCGACAGCCUGAUGUUGCCUUUGACUCCACCUGUUGUUCCCAGUGAUGAGACUUUGAAUGUUACUUCUGCACCCCUAGUUGCAGACAUGUUGCUUCAAGUGAUCCCUACUUCCUAUGAAAGCAAAAUGUCUUCAUAUGCUUCUCCUGUUUUUCCCAACAGUCAAAUAUCAACUGCAGCUGCUCCUGCUUUAUCCACUAAUGAAUUAUCCCUGCAAGCCACUGUUAGUGUCUUUGAUAGUACAAGAUCAUUGAGUGAUUCCGAAACUUUGAGGAAAAAUGAGACAAUGCUUUAUGUUUCCCUCAUGCCUUCCAGUGAUAAUGCACUCUCUUAUGUUUCCUCUACUGUUUCCCAUAACCAGUUUUCUGUUCCUACUAGCCUGCCAUUAUCAUUUGAUGAUGCAAUGCACGUUUCUGUUCCAGCGACAAGUCCCAGCAGUGAGCUAACCAUGCAAGGUUCUGCUGCUCCUUUGCCAGCUCCUUCAGUGCCUUCCUCUGUCACAUUGCUGAGUGAAAGUCAGGAUGGUGAACUGUGGUCUUCUGGUUCAGAAAUUGAUUUGUCAGAGGCAGAUGGUAGUGUUCCAACAACAUUUUACCCCAGAUCUGAGGAAGAAGGUCACUUAAAUGGGCAGAUAUUCAGCACUACAAAGGAGCAGAAUAGUCAGUACCCCCAAAUCCUAUCAGGAUCACCUGCAUCUUCUGAAGAAAACUCAUUCAUCACCACUACUUUUAACUUCAAUUUAACAGAUCCACAUGUGGACAGAAAUCAUUACAUGGCAACAAUACUGACACCAAAAGCAUCCACUGGAAAUCACAAAAGACCAACAAUAAUAGGAAGACAUAAUUGGACCACAACAGUAACUACGAAACCAUCCCCAUCAUACUCUAGGACUAGUACCUUCCUGACCACUGAAGAGGAGAGUGGUUCUGGCCAGAGUGCAUCUGAUAGUCUAACUGUUAAUGAAACUUCAGUGGUGUUAAGUUCCCUCGAGUAUAAUUAUAGAGCAUUAGACAGUACACCAGGCACAGGUAAAGCAGCAGAACCAAGGACGUCACUGCCUUCAGCUCCAUCUGUAACUAGUGGGCUUGAAACAACUUUGUUCAACAUUUAUGAGGCAGAGGCCAGUAACAGCAGCCAUGAGUCCCGUAUAGGUUUGGCAGUUGGGUUAGAGACAGAAAAAAAGGCAAUUAUCCCUCUUGUGGUGGUAUCAGCUCUCACCUUCCUAUGUUUGAUGCUGCUGGUAGCUAUCCUUAUAUAUUGGAGAAAAUGCUUUCAGACUGCUCAUUUUUACUUGGAAGAUAAUACAUCACCCAGAGUGGUUUCCACAUCACAAUCUCCAGCCCUACCUAUUUCAGAUGAAAUGGGAGCAAUUCCAAUCAAGCAAUUUCCUAAACAUGUUGCAGAACUUCAUGUAAAUAAUGGAUUUUCUGAAGAAUUUGAGAAACUGAGAGCAUUUUAUGAGGAGGUCCAAGGAUGCACUGUUGAUUUGGGCAUAACAUCAGACAGCUCUAAUCACCCAGACAACAAAAACAAAAACCGCUAUAUAAAUAUAGUUGCUUUUGACCAUAGCAGAGUUAAACUAGCCCCACUUGUGGAAAAAGACUCCAAGCACAGUGAUUAUAUCAAUGCAAAUUAUGUUGACGGCUAUGACAGACAGAAAGCCUAUAUAGCAGCUCAAGGGCCACUUAAAUCUACAGCUGCAGAUUUCUGGCGGAUGAUAUGGGAACACAAUGUGGGAGUUAUUGUUAUGAUUACCAACCUGGUAGAAAAAGGAAGGAGGAAAUGUGAUCAGUACUGGCCAUCAGAAAACAGUGAAGAAUAUGGAAACAUUCUGGUCUCACUGAAGAACACAAAAGUAUUGUCCUAUUAUACUGUUAGACAGUUUUCUAUUCGGAACACAAAGUUUAAGAAGGGAUCCCAGAAAGGAAGGCAGAAUGAUCAUACAGUAACUCAAUAUCAUUACACUCAAUGGCCUGAUAUGGGUGUUCCUGAGUAUGCUCUUCCUGUCUUAACAUUUAUACGACAUUCGGCAGCUGCUAAGACUAAUCUUAUGGGACCUGUCCUAGUUCAUUGCAGUGCUGGUGUUGGAAGGACAGGCACAUACAUUGUAAUAGACAGCAUGCUACAACAAAUCAAGCACAAAGGCACUGUAAAUGUGCUGGGAUUUCUCAAACACAUCAGAACACAAAGGAACUACUUAGUACAAACUGAGGAGCAGUACAUCUUCAUUCAUGAUGUCCUGGUGGAGGCCAUCUUUAAUAAGGAUACAGAAGUUCCAGCCAGUCAUUUAUAUGCCUAUGUCAAUGCUCUUCUGACACCAGGACCAUCAGGGAAAACAAAUCUAGAGAAGCAAUUCAAGUUGGUAAGCCAGCCUCAUGCUAAGCAAUGUGAUUACUCUGCAGCACUGAAGCUGUGCAAUAGAGGCAAAAACAGAAAUUCUUCUAUCAUUCCCGUGGAGAGAUCAAGAGUUGGACUCUCAACCUCAGCCACAGAGGGCUCUGAUUACAUCAAUGCUUCUUAUAUUUCGGGAUUUCAUCAGAGUAAUGAGUUCAUUAUAACUCAACAUCCACUGCCACAUACCACAAAGGACUUUUGGAAAAUGAUAUGGGACUACAAUGCUCAAAUAAUUGUCAUGCUGUCAGAUAACCAAGUGCUGACUGAGAAUGAAUCUGAGUACUGGCCAAGGAAGGAGGAAGCAAUGAAUUGUGAAACGUUUACGGUGAGCCUGAUCAACCAGAGCCAUCUUUGUCUUUCCAAUGAGGAGCAGCUCAUCAUCCAGGAUUUCAUUCUUGAGGCAACACAGGAUGACUAUGUGCUUGAAGUGAGGCACUAUCAGUCUCCAAAAUGGCCAAAUCCAGACGGGCCUAUAAGAAAAACCUUUGAGCUCCUCAACAUAAUACGAGAAGAAGCUGCUACAAGGGAUGGGCCAACUAUUGUCCAUGACGAACAUGGAGGAAUAACAGCUGGUACCUUCUGUGCUUUGACUAAUCUAAUGCAUCAACUGGAAAGUGAAGAUUCAGUGGAUGUUUAUCAAGUGGCUAAAAUGAUUAAUUUACUGAGGCCCGGUAUCUUCACUGAUAUUGAUCAGUACCAGUUUUUGUACAAAGCUGUUCUCAGCCUAGUCAGUACAAGGGAAGAUGAAAACCCUACAGCUACAUUGGAAACCAAUGGCAUGGCCAUGUCUGCCAAUGACUGUAAUGGAGCAGAAAGCAUGGAGUCUCUGGUGUAACAGUGCAAGGAAUAUCAUCACCAGCAGAGGCAAACAAGAAAAGCAACAAAAUCCUAUUUAAGAUCCUGUUAACUGUACAGGUAUCCAUUGCAAAAUCCUGGUAUCCACUUUGUGUCACUAAUGAACACUGGCUAGUGGGUGACUUUUACAUAAAAGAAUUGUUAGCAGAAAUUGUUUGUGCAGUGUGUGAAUGUUUCAUUUGCAUCACGCUGGCCCAACUGAUGUUCGCUGUAGUUGCAUUUUCAGCAUGUUCAGUGUCAAGUUCCAUGGUCUGCUUCCCGUCUGUAACAAUUUAAGU
Messenger RNA from Stegostoma tigrinum, 6644 nucleotides. Its product is annotated as receptor-type tyrosine-protein phosphatase zeta-like. The record is from RefSeq and is a predicted model, not a curated record. Bases 350 to 6346 code for a protein of 1998 amino acids. Gene Ontology annotation, molecular function: protein binding; protein tyrosine phosphatase activity. The transcript has 30 exons. Gene Ontology annotation, biological process: peptidyl-tyrosine dephosphorylation. Lineage: Eukaryota; Metazoa; Chordata; Chondrichthyes; Orectolobiformes; Stegostomatidae.